Molecule: messenger RNA, 1900 nt
Organism: Homalodisca vitripennis (glassy-winged sharpshooter)
Lineage: Eukaryota; Metazoa; Arthropoda; Insecta; Hemiptera; Cicadellidae
Product: 7-methylguanosine phosphate-specific 5'-nucleotidase-like
Exons: 1
Coding region: 1-687 (228 amino acids)
Cellular component (GO): cytoplasm
Molecular function (GO): 5'-nucleotidase activity; magnesium ion binding
Source: RefSeq, a predicted model, not a curated record
AUGGCAAAAAGACCUUCAAACUCCUUCGAAAUCUUCUUCAAAACCAAGACGCUGUCUCAGUCCUUUCUCGAUCGAGGAACAGAGUUGUUCGUUAAUAUGAAACCGUUGUUAAACAAACACGAUCUGACCAAGGAAGAGCAACAACAAGUGGACGAUGUGUUGGAGAAAAUUAUUGCUCUUAUUGUGGGAGAGAAAGUGAACAUCGAGGAUGUGUACGAAUGUGUAGAUCAGGUGAACACCCCUCUCAAGGAUGGAUGUAGAGAGACACUUUCUCUUCUCGCCAGUCAUCGAGUGCCAAUCAUCAUAGUUUCUGCCGGAUCGGGUGACGUCAUCAAUUACCUGGUCAGAGACUACGGAGCAAGAGUUGUCGCCAAUUUCUAUAUAUUUGAUGAAGGUCGAAUAACUGCCUAUGUGAGGCCUUGGGUGGGGCUUUAUAACAAAAACCAACGCGCGCUGCCCGUAGACGAUGAUAGACAUAAUAUAGUGCUGUUGGGAGACCAUACUUGGGACUCAAAAAUGGCUGAUAAUGUUCCUAAUGUAAAAACAAUACUAAAAUUUGGAUUCUUCUAUGGUAAUGAUGAGAUGAAGAUGAGACGUUACCUCGAACAUUACGAUGUUCUUCUGUUGAAUGACGAGUCCACUGAUAAGAUUAACGAUAUGUUCAGGUUAGUGUCAGAAAUUUCGUAACGUUUUAAUGUCUUAUUUGUUGCAAUUAAUUAUUGUUAUGAGACUACACUAUGUUUUUCAAUACAUUAUAUAAGUUAUAGUAAGUGAUGUAAGCUUUGUAAGUGAUACAAUUAUAUGGUAACUAAAAUUACUUACAUCACUUAUCUUACACUUCUUAUCUUGACACAUUGCUAUACUGAUACUGAAACUGACUAGAGACUGUUAUAUCUAUACCAUUAAACAUUUUUCUUUCCAUAGUUAAAUCAUUUUUCAUUUUAGACAAUACUUUAAUGUAACGUAUUAAUGUGGCUGCCCACCGCUUUCAGCAUAAAUUUAAAAUUAACAACAAGAAUUUCAGAAUUUAAUUUUACGACAUUAGAAAAUUAUUUAACUUUGUACCACAAAUACCCCUAUUAGUUUUAUUUUUUAAAUUAACAGUUUUUUUAUAGAAAUGUGUAUUACGGCAGCAGGAAAAGUUUCCCAUCCUUGAAACUUAUUAAACAUUAUUUAAUUGUGUUAAUAACAAAAAGAAUCAUAAUAAUAUCAAUUAUUAGUUUUUUAUACAUUUUUAUAUUCCGAUUACAUUGCUCUAUUACUUCAAUCUUCCAAAAUAUAUUACUGACGUUAAAUGAUUCCGCUUCUCGAUUAAAUAUAUACCUUUAAAUUUGUUUCGAUAGAUUUUGUUCCUAGACGUCAUCAAUUUGAUUGUGGCUCUAAGUUAUCACUUCAUUUAAAAAGGCUGUACGUAAUUGGCUAAAACAGUAUUGAUGUUAGCCAUGACUUAACAAAACAUAAAAUCAAAGUCACACAGUUAAAUAAUGUACGGAUGUUAAACUCCAUUACUAGUCAAAUGCAAUAAAUAUUUAGAUUAACUUGAUCUAAUUUAAGUUUAAACUUCUAAGAUUUACUAUUUUAAGAGGACCACAGAUUCCACUUAAGAAAUGUAAAAUAUUAAUGAUUAUAAUACAUAAUUAUUAGAAACAUCAUAAACCAUAUGGCUAUGUAUACUACACUGUUUGUUCUUUAAUCACUUAUCAAUGUUUGCACAUAUUACAUUAUAGAGACAGAAAAUACCAAUUAUUUGUAGAGUGGUAAUGUGUCAGUGAAAUAUUAUAGUUGUAAUAUCACAAAAUCUGCAUAUUCAUUGUCAAUACCAAUAGCACAAACUAAGCAAUAAUUGAAUAAAGAGUAUAUUAAUGGUUUUUUAAAGUUUUACUUUAAAAUCUACCGUUGU